Molecule: messenger RNA, 4593 nt
Organism: Chlamydomonas reinhardtii
Lineage: Eukaryota; Viridiplantae; Chlorophyta; Chlorophyceae; Chlamydomonadales; Chlamydomonadaceae
Exons: 9
Coding region: 305-3931 (1208 amino acids)
Source: RefSeq, a predicted model, not a curated record
CCUAAGCCCCCCCUGCCCCGUUUACUCUUUCUCAGGACGUGAAGUACGGCGACAGGUUCAGUAAGACGCACUAUCCCACUAGUGUGGCUUCCACCUGUAUUCAGUAACUGCGUGCAAACUCAUUCAUAACGAAUGCCUGGUAUUAAGUAGCAGCAUUUGCGUGAUCGCUCAGCAGUCGCAGUCGGAACGAUAGGGGCCCGCAAAAGCAAGGUAAUCACCCCAAUCCACUAUCACUCGUUUCUAGAGCACAUGUUGUAUUAAGCCGCUGCCAGCGUCAAGCGUUUCCUGCCGCGGAAUCGGCGAAAUGUCACACGAGCUUCCGCUGCGACAAGCGAGCCUGGUCGAUGGAGUCGCGGUGUCAUGUAUUGGAGCAAUUGGCGCACGAGUGCACCAAGUGUGGUCAACGGUUUUGUCAUUGCCAAGACGGGGACAGCGCGACGCCGGUAACCCGAAGCACCCAUCGCCUCGCGGCGUGGCCGCUCCUUCCGGUGCACCGUUUACGUUCCCUGCUGCCUCUUCGCUCCAUGAGGACCUACACGCAGGCCGUCACAUUGGCGCUUGCCUAGGGGCGGGUGACCGGCCUGUGUCAUUUCCGGCGGCCGUUGCAGCCGAUGUUGACUUGAAGAGCACCAUGAUGACUGGGGAUCGAUUGGCUGAGGCAGGAUCCUCCGUGGUAUGCACAGCGCCCUCAUCCGGUGUGGGGGGUACGGCGCGCCCAGACGUCUCGACGGGCGUCAUCGCAGACCGGGAGUUCCUGUUCGGACGGCUGGAGCCCCUGCCCAGCUGCAUGGUGCUGGCGGCACUGGACCCCGCCUCCCGCGCUGCCCUGAGGGCCACCUGCCGCCGCAGCAACGCCCAGGCUGCCGCCCUCGACAGCCACCUCACCAUCACCAGCUGCGACCAGGUGGUGGCGCUGACGGCUCCGCUGCGGCGGGCCGGAGCCGCGCAAGGCACGGGCCCCGUCGGCACCAGCACCAGCCGCUAUCGGUGCAGUGACGGCGGCGAGGACACCUGCAGCCGCGAGCAGCUCCAGCAUCCCGACCCGCAGCAAUCUGCAAUUGGCCAUAGCCGCGCGGGCUGGCACUGGCAGAGCAGUGACGUCACGUCGGGGGCGUGCGUGUCGGACGUGUACCGUGCCUCGUCCGCAGCGCCAUCCCGCUCCGCGACCGCGUCCACCUCCGCCUCCUCUGCGGCCUCGUUCCUGCUGGCCACCGCCACCUCAUCCUCGGCAUAUGGCUCAGCUGCAAUCAGCGCCGGCGGCAGUACCUGCAGCAGCGCCGCCGUCAGCGCCGAUGACACGGUGACGGGCUUCCUCACACCCCGCGCAGCCCGUGCCUCCACCAGCCACUUUCCUGGCGGCCACGGCGGUGUCUGUAGUGCCGCCGUGCCCCCUGUAGUUCCUGCUACUCCAAGGCUUACUGGUACCUGGCAAACCGCACCCGCCGCGGCCGGCAGCGAGAAGUCCCAGCUGCAGCUGUCACAGCAGCAGCUGGUGAUGCCGGUCAUGUACCCGUCGCUGCAGCGCAUUCACGUGGCUCUGUGGGAUCGGGGCGAGCGAGGCGGCGGUGAGUGCACGGAGCCGGUAGCGCCGGGCGGCUCCAGCCCCCCGCCGUCGGGCGCUGUGGGCCUGCGGCUGCUGAUCGCGAGUGGCGCGCUGGCGGCGCUGCCGCGGCUUACGCUGCUGGACCUGUCGGGAUGCGGCAGCGCUGGCGGCAGCGGUGGGCUGGUGCUGGAUGUUGCGGGGUGGGAGUGCCUGGCAUCAGGGCUGCCGGCCUCACACCCGCUGCUGCUGCGCAUGCCGCUGGCCAUGAUGCCGCGGUGCGGCUCAGGGGCUGGCCCGCACGGCGCUGUCGCCUUACCGCUGGCGCUGAGCGACCCGGCCAGCAGCAGCACCGGCCCAGGCGGAGGCGCCGCCCAGCCCGCCCAGCAGCCGCAGGCGGCGCUGCCUGCUGCGGGCGCCUUGUGGCGCCAGGCCAGCCCGCCCCAGAUGGUGACUCCACGGGUGCUGUACGAUGCGGGCGAGGUUGCCGGUCUGUUGGCAGCGCUGGCGGCGGCACGGCCGGCCGUGGCCGUGGAAUUGCUGCCCUUCACCAGCAGCGCCUGCGACAGGGCCUUCAUCCUGGCGCCGCGGCCUUCUUCCGCCGGUGGCCGCUCCCGCCUGCUGCCCCUGAGCUCGGCGGCAAACCUGCGCUCGGCGCCCAUCUACAUCACCGCCGACAUGUAUGCCGUGGAGGUGGAGGCGCAGGUGGAGGCGGAGCUGGCGGACAUGGCAGGGCCACCGGCACAGGACCAUCAGCUGCAACAGCAGCAGCAGCAGCAGCAGCAGCACGGAGCGGCAGCAGCGGCGGCAGUGGGGCCAGUGAUGCAGGCGGCGGUGCUGCGCUCGCUGCCUCCGGGCCUGACGUCGCUGUCCGUGAGCGGCUUUGUGCCGGACGACACCGGGCUGCUGGACACACUGGCGGGCCUGCACCAGCUGCGGCGUCUGUACUUGGUGGGCAUGGUGCUGGGCGGCCGCGGGGUGGCGCAGCUGGCGCGGCUGCCGCACCUGGAGCACAUCUCGGUGGACGUGCUGACGCUGGCCAAGAUCAACGGCAACGGCAACGACGGCAGCGGCAGCGACUUGCCCCAGCCGGUGCUGCCCCAGCUGCGCUCACUGACGGUGCAUGACCUCAUUGUCAGCCGCACGCCGCUGACCGCCACCUGCCCUGCCCUAGAGCGCCUGGCCCUUGGCGACUCCGCGGCCGGCGUGGAGAGCGGCGACCCGGUGCGCCGCGCGCGCAGCCGCGAGGCCAACGCGCGCAUGCGGCGCUCCUUCCUGGCCGGCGGUGGGCUAUGCGGGCUGCGGCGGCUGGCGCGGCUGGAGCUGUGGGACCGGCUGUACCCGGCCCGCGAGCUGGUGGGCAGUGGCGAGGCGCUGGGCGAGCUGGUCAUACACGACCAGUCUGGCGGCCGGUGGAGCGCCGAGCUUGCGCUGUGGGCGGGCUCCUCCGCCGCGCCACGCCUGCGCCACCUGCACCUGGCGGGAUGCAGGUCGGGAUGCAGGCCGCCGGUGGCGAUGGCGCCGGCGCAGCAGGCGCCGGUACAGUUUGUGCGGGUGCAGCAGCUGCCACUGCCGCUGCCACUGCCGCGUGUCGUACGGCCUGUGGGCGUCCCGCAGCCACAGCCACUGCCACAGCCACAGCCGCAUGACGGGCAACAGCCGGCCCUGCCGCGCAUGAUUCCGGUGGCCGCUGCCGUGGCUGCGGCGGCUGCAGCGGCCGCGCUGGGCGCUGCACCCGCGGUGCCGCUGCCAGCUCUGCCGUUAGCCCGGCCAGCAGCGGUACCGCAGCUGCUGGCAGCUCCGAGAUCAAGUGGGCCGCCGCGGCCCUGCUGCGCCUUCUAUGAGGGCACACUGCUGUGCGAGUGGGGUCUACAGCGGCCGGUCGGGCAGCGAGCGCUUUGUCUUGGCCAGGGCCCGAGACAGGACCUCCUGGCUAGUGGCACUAACGCCACCUUCCGUAGUGCGUGCCACAGCUGCAACAGCGGCCUCAGCGGAACUAGCUGCAGUGUCAGCGGUGGCGGCUGCGCUGGCACCAACAUCGCGUUGCAGGGCGGGGCCGGGGCGGAUGGCGGCUGCUGCCAGCUGACUCUGUCGGGUCGGGGCACUGACGGCGCCAUGCUGCAGCAGCUGCUGCUGGCCAGCCUCAGGCGGCCGGGCGGGGCCGGCGCAUUGACGUGCUUGGUGCUUGAGGACCUGGCCCGGGGUGUGGCCAGCGAGGAGCUGGUGCAGCGCCUGGUGCGCUGCCUGCCGGGCCUGAAACAGCUGCGGCUGCGGCGCUGCGCCGACCUGGGGGAGUCCUGGGCGCAGCGUCUGAGCACCACACUGCGCCGCUCGCGGCUGCAGGUGGAGUUUGUGCCGGCGCCGGCGUCUGCGGCUGUGGGCGUCCCAUAGAUAGGUGCUGCACGCGGCUGCGACAUGGUCAGGUCAAAGGGGGGGUUAAUAAAUGAUUCCAUUCAUCUCAACGGAUUCCUAUGUAGGAAUGCUAACGCGCCUGAGAUCUUCGCAUUCAUGCUGCAAAGCUCACAACUUAAUCACGAAUGUGUUCCGUACCCUAUGCCACACACACUUUUGAUGCUCCGUGUUUUGCAUGCAUUGUAGCUCGUGCAUGGAUGGGGUUCAUGCGCUUGCUGAUUGAUACUAUUGAGAUGAGCUGUUGCAAAACAUUAUGUGGUGCACAGAAAAGGACUCGUAUACAUGGGCAUUGAACUUGUUGAUGGGCUCCUGGUUGGGGUCAUCUAGCUGGCGGCGUGGACAGCUUGCCUUGUCGGCGGGGCUUAUGGAGCAUGUUCAUCCAUCGCGUAUAGGUUCCAAAGCUUGGAGAGGCUGGUGAAACAGCCCUGAGCACGGAACGGAGACACACAGGACUUUGGGCUAGGGACCAUAAAGCCUGGCCUCGACGGCAUUGGAUGGAGUGCUUUGGUGCCUACGCAUGAACCCUGGUGUGCGUGUUGUCACGGCGGCGCAACACGCGGGCAGCUGCUGCCGGAAGGGGUCAGAUGCGCGACCUGCGGCACAGUGCCAUGAGCAAAAGCUUGAAAGGGGAGCUAUCUGGA